Pseudo-nitzschia multistriata is the source of this 3015-nucleotide messenger RNA. NCBI's taxonomy places the organism in Eukaryota, Bacillariophyta, Bacillariophyceae, Bacillariales, Bacillariaceae. The record is from the annotation of a GenBank genome assembly.
CUUUCGUGAAUGAAAAUUUCGUCUUGAACCAAUUAGGUUUUGUUUUUUGUUUCUCGACACGGACAGACGCUAUUUUUUCAAAAACUAUUUACGGACGUCGAAACCCGGAAAUUCUUCCUCAACCAAUUGACGCUCGGGAGGAAAAACGUCAAAAACGAUGGCAAAGUUGUCACCUAUCAAUCAAAAUGCGUAGUGCAAGAGUGCUUCUCUACCGGUAUGGUACAAAGGAAAAAAAUGGUUCAUUUUCGAAUWUCGAGGCUCAUCUAAAAUCGAGAACUUUAUGGAAUCGCACAUUUCAUUAUGAAGCUAACGAGAGACUUAUCAGAAUACAGAAAUUUGGUGACGCUAGCGGCUGUCGCGGUCUCUACACUGGCUACCGCAGCCAUAUGUUGCAACAUCAAGGAGCGGCAGAAACGUCGAUCCGAUUCCCAAUGGGAAAAGAAGCGGCUAGAGGAACGAACCGGCCGCAUUCGUGCCGAAGUUAAACUGAGAGAAGCGCUAUCAAAACUUAAGAAAGCAAACAUAGAGUCGGGCGACGAACACRUCUUUCCUCUCUCCACAGUUGGUAUAGUCCAUGCACCUUAUCCGAAACGCAUGGGAACGCCACGACAAGGUGCUCUAGUCCCUAGUUCACGCGGUUGCAUUCAAUUUGUGAAGUCCAUCUCUCCAGAAGUAUUGGAUGGCAUCCAACAGUACAGUCAUCUAUGGGUAAUAUUCCAAUUUCACGAAAACACAUCGCUGGCUACCUCCACAAAAACCAAGAUCAGACCGCCCCGUGGUGGAGGGAUUAAGGUUGGACAAAUGGCAACGAGAUCACCACACAGACCGAAUCCCUUGGGAUUGUCACUUGUUACAAUAGAUCGGUGGGAGCCUUCGACGCGAAGGUUGUUCAUUAAAGCCCUCGAUCUGGUGGACGGAACGCCUGGUAUGUUCGAAAGACAUGCAUGUUUUGUCCAUUUCUCGAUACAUUGUGCUCGUCAAUCGCUCACUUAGUUAUUUUCUCUCUCGUCUAUUCAAGUCUACGACGUGAAACCUUACGUACACUGGGACAUCCCUAACGAAGUUAAAGUCGUCGAGACUCCACUGAACGGAAUUGGACUAAAACUUCCACACUGGGUAGAAAACAAAAACGAUGUCUUAGCAAGCGUCGUUUUCGAAACGGAAGCGGAAGACUCCCUGAGAUACUUUGUACGACAAAACAAGCUGAGCCCAUUACUGUAUCCAAGCAAGGACUCGAUGUCCUUUGUCGCAGCAAAGCAGACACUUAUAGAAAUUUUGUCUCAGGAUCCGAGAUCUUCACACCGGGGUCUUUCGAAAAAUCAACGGGGAAGCAUUUCUUCCAUCUCCACAAGCUCCGUGAAGGGGAGCAAAUACGAUGAUAACGACGAUGAGAGWGAUAUAUAUCGACUAUCGUUUGGAAAGUUGCUAAUAGAAUUUUUGGUGACGGACAAAGGAGCCAUUGUGAGGAGAAUCCUCGAAGACAUUCCGAGAGAGGCAAAUGUCAUUACGGAUUGAUGCAAAAAAGAUGGGAGCAGGAAAACAUCCAGAUGACUGAGGCCAAAGAAGUCUACGUUUCGGCCUGAUAUUCUGAUGCAAUAACRAUGCGGUCAUUCUUCGAAAUGACCAGGUCGACAUUUGUAGCUUAAUAGCAUGACAUUCAUUUGAAGAUAUUGUUGCAUGCCUGUGCCUUCCUGGAUAAACGACAAUUCAAUAGUUCAACUGGAGAUACAGUAGUAGUGAAUAAAAUUCAUUCUAAUGGGUCGUGCAAUUUGWAUUCAUAGACUUUUCUCUUCCUGAGAUAGAUACAUCAACUGACCAGCCACAUAUUUUUGGAUAUACCCGACUUGAUGACGGGAAGCAUCAGUACUGAACUACUUUUUAGCGAGCAAUUAAAGUGAAUUUUCUCCGACUGAAAAUGUCUCGAUGUGGGGGUAAUCAUACAUUUGGCCCUUUCCAAGUCCCCCGCCAACGUAAUGCCAUCGUCGCUUAAGCCAUGAAUAGAUUUCAAAACGAACUGCGUAAACAUAAGUGAUACGAAAAAUAACAUCCAAACCAAAAAAUAAUGACAAUGUUAUCUCAUUUCGACUUACCUCUGCUGCGAUUGGAGUGGUUCAUGUCCAUAUAGAAAGUAAAGUCGCUGUCUGCUUUGACAUAUACAAGCUCAUGAUAUACGCUUGAUACCUGGUAAGAACCAAAUGGUUUGCGUCUUGCUAUAGUAUUUCCCUGUAUGACUUCCCAUCCAACUUCGAACGGAUUUUCGACACGGGGGAUAAAAAUAUAAACCCCUAAUGGAACCCAUUGUGUUGUCAACGAAGAGUCACCAUUUAACUGCCCGCCGUCAAUGUUUGAAUUUCUAUUUCCGGGAUCUAAUGUACGAGGAAUUGCCGUGGGAAAUGGUGUAGGUUCUAUUGUUUGAUCCCAAGUAGGCUGUUCUGUGACCGGAACGAAGGGGGUAGAUAUCGGUGGUGGUCUCAGAUCUAUCGUAUGUUCUGAUUCAAUGGGCAUAUUUGAUGGGCUUGCGAUUGGUAGCAAAGUAAUCCUUUCCGGGGCAGAGCCAAAAGUUGGUUUUGUUGUUGGACUUCUUGGGCUUAUCGACAGCGUAGUUGUAACUUCUUUAAUGUUGCUUGUCGUUGAAACCGGCAUGAAAAAAUUACCUGAAGUAUGAGGUGCAUAUGUGUAUGCUGGAUGUAUUGUGGGGGAAAAUGUUGGUGUUCCCGGUAAUGAAAUCGAUGGAACAAGACUUUUCUCAAGACUGCUACCCAAAGKAGAUGGCGAAGGAGAUUGGAAAGUAAAUGGUUCCGACGACAAUGAUUCAUGUUGCUUUGUUGCCUUGCCACUCGGAGUACUAUCUUGGCCAGCCAUCGAAUCUGUUGAUACAGAUACAUCUCCAUCUAAACCGAAAAAUGUGCUGUUUCCAAAUUCCUUGCUCACUCCGCAAGAGAGCGGUGGUUUUUCCGAAAAAUAGCAGAUGGUUUCCUGAAUCCAUUCGUAACCAGCGGAAAGGCGAGAAUAUAC